CGUCACUCGGAGUUUCCCCCGUUUCCUGGUUUUGGCCGCGGUCCUCCUGGCUCUGACUGUCAAAGUGAGGAAGAACCCCAGAUGCCCCUACGCCCCGCAUCCCUCUCACCCCUCGAACACAAACCCGGAGCAUGGCCUUCAGGAGGGCCCUCAGGCGUACGGCCCUGCUCGGAGGAGGGGCAGUGGUCACAGCCUUCGGCCUCUCUCAGCUACUCGAGUACAGGAAGAAGCAGGCGCGGCUAGCCCAUGUGGCCGCGGAGGCAGAUCUGAAGAUCCCUUUCUCCAGUGAGCUGCCCUCUCGUCAGGCCCAGCUAUCGGCCCUCAAGGACACAGAGGAGUUUGACGUGCUGAUCGUGGGGGGAGGAGCCACAGGAGCCGGAUGUGCCUUAGACGCUGUCACACGCAACCUGAAGACUGCCCUGGUGGAGAGAAGUGACUUCUCCUCUGGCACCAGCAGCCGCAGCACCAAGCUGAUCCAUGGGGGGGUGCGCUACCUGCAGAAGGCCAUCAUGAAGCUGGACUAUGAACAGUACAUGAUGGUGAAAGAGGCCCUCCAUGAACGAGCUAACCUGCUGGAGAUCGCCCCGCACCUGUCAGCCCCACUGCCCAUCAUGCUGCCUGUGUAUAAAUGGUGGCAGCUGCCUUACUACUGGGCCGGCAUAAAGAUGUACGACCUGGUGGCAGGGAUCCAGUGCCUGAAGAGCAGCUACGUGCUGAGCAAGUCCAAGGCCCUGGAGCUGUUCCCCAUGCUCAAGAAGGACAAGCUGGUGGGGGCCAUCGUCUACUAUGAUGGACAACACAAUGACGCCCGCAUGAACCUGGCCAUCGCUCUGACGGCAGCGCGUCACGGAGCCGCCAUGGCCAACUACACAGAGGUGGUGUCCCUGCUGAAGCGCACCGACCCUGGAACUGGAGAGGAGAAAGUGUGUGGGGCGCGCUGCAGGGACGUGCUCACGGGAGAGGAGUUUGACGUGAGGGCCAAGUGUGUGAUCAACGCCACCGGGCCCUUCACAGACUCUCUGAGGAAGAUGGACAACCAGGAGACCGCCAACAUCUGCCAGCCCAGCGCGGGGGUGCACAUCGUCAUCCCGGGAUACUACAGUCCAGACAACAUGGGUCUGCUGGAUCCGGCCACCAGCGACGGCCGUGUCAUCUUCUUCUUGCCUUGGGAGAAGAUGACCAUCGCGGGGACCACAGACACCCCCACCGACGUGACCGCCCACCCCAUCCCCGGAGAGGAGGACAUCAACUUCAUCCUGACAGAGAUACGCAACUACCUCAGCCCUGACGUGGAAGUGCGCAGAGGAGACGUGCUGGCAGCCUGGAGCGGCAUCCGGCCCCUGGUCACCGACCCCAACUCCAAAGACACCCAGUCCAUCUGCCGCAACCAUGUGGUCAGUGUGAGCAACAGCGGGCUGGUCACCAUCGCAGGAGGGAAGUGGACCACAUACCGCUCCAUGGCGGAGGAGACCCUGGACGCAGCGGUGGAGGCGCACCAGCUGAAGGCCGAGCCCUGCAGAACUGUGGGGCUGAUGCUGGAGGGGGGCAGAGGCUGGACCCCCACACUCUACAUCAGACUGGUGCAGGACUACGGACUGGAAGUGGAGGUGGCACAGCACCUGGCCUCCACAUAUGGCUCCCGGGCGUUUGAUGUGGCUAAGAUGGCACACGUGACCGGACAGCGGUGGCCUAUCGUGGGCCAACGCUUGGUGUCUGAGUUCCCCUACAUCGAGAGUGAGGUGUCGUAUGCGAUCAAAGAGUACGCGUGCACCGUGAUAGACGUGAUCGCGCGCCGCACUCGCCUGGGCUUCCUCAACGUGCAGGCUGCAGACGAGGCUCUACCGCGCAUCGCUCAGAUCAUGGCCAAAGAGCUGAACUGGAGCGAGGAGAGGACCAAGGCGGAGCUGGAGGCGGCGCAGAAGUUCCUGUAUCACGAGAUGGGCUACAGGGCUCGUGAUGAACAACUGUCCAAGACCACGGAGAUCAACCUCGACUACCAGGAAGUCAUCAGGUACAAGAAGCGCUUCCACAAGUUUGACAAGGAGAGCAAAGGCUUCAUCACCACCGUGGACGUACAGCGUGUGCUCCAGAGCAUAAACGUCCACAUCGAUGAGAACGCCCUCCACGAGAUCCUCAACGAGGUGGACCUGAACAAGAACGGACAGGUGGAGUUUGAUGAGUUCCUGCAGCUCAUGAGCGCGGUGAAGAAGGGCCAAGUGUCUGACAGCCGACUGGCCAUCCUUCUCAAGUCUGCGGAGGAGACGCUGGACCAGAGAGGACCUGUGACGGUGGACCGCAGCGGGGGCGGCGUCUGACCGCACACAACCAUACACACCCAUACACACCCAUACACACCCAUACACACCCAUACACACCCAUACACAACCAUGUACAACGCCACUAAAGAGGGAGUAUUACACAAAAUAGAUCACCAUGUUAUAACGGAGUUCACCCGUCAAAAACAUGCAUGAAGAGGUUUUAGAGGAAUUUAGUGAUCUCUCCCGUGGUCCGAACUAGAGCCCAACUGAUUUUUCUUACAGCCGAUAUGAUACUAAGACAGUGGGAGUUAGAGGUGCUGAUAACUGAUAUAUUUAGUGAUGUAAAAAUUCACUGUAAAUCAGUUGAUUAUAAAACUUAGGUUUGGCUCUAUUGGAUUUUAUAUUGGGUUUACGUCAGAUAAAGAAAGUAACUCUGGCGCUGAAGUUCACUUUUAUUACCGUCAGUAUCAUGGAUCAGACACAAGAGCGUUUAAAACAGUGCCUCAGUGCUGUGCAUGUGGACAUGACUCAGGUGACAUGGAAGUGACAUGACUCUGGAGGUGUGUUCAGGGGCAGUACGGCGUCACACUCUGCAGAUAAAUAUUGACGAGGCGCCACAUAUUAAGACUUUUAACUGUCUGUAAAUUGGUUUAAAUGGACAUAAUAUAGAGAGUCUACGUUUUAUAACGAGGUUUAACAUGUCCACAUGGUCUAAAUGUGACAAUAGUUGGUAUGUCUCUAAGUGUCCCAUAUCGGCCAAAAAUAUCAGCCAACCGAUAUACCAGUCGGGCCCUAGUUCAAACCCUCCUUACGUUUAGCAGUACGAUUCUGUCCAAAGCUCCGCCCACAAGCCUACAUCAUCUAUGCUUCAACACGACAAUUCUACAUAAAUGUAUAAAACAUGAUACAAAACAAUGCACUACGACUUCACAAACCAUGUGCAUGACGAUUUUAAUAUGAAACUUAUAAAACUUGUCAGUACGUUGUUUUCAGCGAAUUUUCAGCAUUUUCAAAGGAGUAAAAGUAACAUGGUGAUCUAAAUAUGUUACGUGUUAGCCGUUAGUAAAAGUUUAAUACUCCCUCUUUAAACAGUGGGCGGGGCUUAUGGUUCCACAAGUGAAAUUCACACUCCAUUUUAUCUCAUUGACUUUUAUAUAGAAAAAAGUAUAAGGAGGCUGAUGAGCUUUGGGGGUAACUUAGGGUUCUGUUAAUAAGUGUCACUGUCAAGUUUCUGAUUUAAGAUUUAAGAGCACAUUUUACUGAAAAGGUUUGAGUUUGAGUUUUGAGUAUUUAACGUUUAAUGUCAGACGGCAAUAAAUAACAGUUUUAAAUUUAAAGUAGAGCCAAUUCUGAGGCAAUAAAAGCGUGUUUGGAGCAGGAUUUCAAACUUAAAACAAUGCAUUAAUAGCCUUGUUAAAAAAAAAAAAAAAAGUUAGAGUUUUUUUUUAUGUCCACAAAUUCACAUAUAUUUAUUAUUAUUAUAUUAUUAUUUAUUUAAAUUUUACCAAAAAAUAAAAUAAAAUAAAUAAAUAAAUAUAAAUUAAAAACUGGGGCUCUGUCGAUAUGCGGAAAAUGUUUUGAUAAUUUUUUGCGUCAAGAUUUUUUAACUUUUUAUUUUAUUUAAGAUUUAAGAUUUUGUGAACUCUUAAGAAAAAUACAAAAUGUCAGUCAGUUCUUUAUGGUCAGAUUUUUUUUUAAACUAAGAUCAGAUUAAAGUCACAGAGCUUUAGACAGAACAGUGCCUCAGUUAGCUUCACUCCCCCAGGAAAUUUGGAUGACAUCAGCUGCAAAGUAUCAACACAGCUCUGUUUAAGUUAACUUUUGUCAAUUUACUCAACUCUAGUGUGCACUAAUCCAACCGUUAUCUAAACCUUUAAAUAAAAAAUGUCCAAAAAGUCCAUAAAAUAAAAUAUUAUCGAGAAUUUUGCUUGUCGAACCCAAAGCGUGUGUCCGUGUUGAGCUCCUCAGUUGGAUUCAAAUGCGAUGAUCUGAAAACAAAGGCGUAAUCAGGGACAGUGCUUAUGGCCAAAUCAGACCCCGAGCCGUCUGCCUCCUUCGCCGCUCCCAUAUCACUUUUCUACUGUCUUUUUUUUUACUCAUUUUAUACUCGCACACAGACUUUUAUUUUUACUCAUACUAUUAGAAAGGCGGCUUGUUUUUAAGGCAACUAAACUUUAAUUUGGUUCUUUUUGUUUCGUUUUCUGUUCAAACUAUUCUAAAAUUCAGCAUUUUAUGUUAGUAAAUAACACUGUGGGCCUUCAUACAUAAAGUCUGUAAGAUAAGAUGGCAGGGGUUUGUUUAUGAUACUGAUAAUAUUAUUACAAUAGUACAUAUAGUGCAAAUGUAUUUUUAUAGUUUUGUAUAAGCACUACAUGCAUACAUAAUUUUAUUCUGUUCUUUUAAAGGUGCACUGUGUAACUUCUCUGGUGGGGUUUCCAUUUGUCUUCAUUUUUGCUUGGAAUGUUCCACAGUUUGGCAUUAAACCAUGGAGGAAUGUUGGCGAUGCUACCAAGCCAAUUUACAGGUCAGAUCUGUGCAGAGGGGAGGUAGCUCUCUGUAAGAAUACACAUUUUUCUGUGUAUUUUUCUUCUGUAACUGUAUAAAUGCCAGAUGAACUGCAGUUUAAUGCCAUUCUGUAGAACUUUACAAGCAAUGCAAUCCAAUCUCUGGAGAUGAGUAGCAGUGUUUCCCACAGCACUUUAUACAUGCAUCACGAAUUUCCGACUUCCGGUCAUCACACUAUGCAUACUGGGAAUGAUUUUCUAAAAAAGUGAGCGUCAAACCGCCAUGUUUGUUUUCCCAGUGGGAUGCGUCUAUUGUCAAAGUCGAUCUUUUCUGGUCUUUUGAACCAUAUCACUUUUGCUUCUGAUUCUGAUAUUGUCAUAUUUUAGUUUUGGGAUUUGGACAUUGUAAUUGUGUGGUUGUUGGAUCCUAACAGUGCAAAACGACUUGAGAAAUUUGUUUGUGAACUCCAUAACUGCAAAGGGAAUCAGAUGUUUUGUGACUGUAAACCUCUGUUCAAACUGUUUCUCUUCCCAACGGAACAGAAAAAUAGUGAAAGGUGAAGGUGAUGGGCAGGACUGACACACAGGAAGGACCAAAAAGGAAACUUUUGACUGUCUAAGAAAUCAUCCCAAGUUUGCAGUGAACAUUUUGUAUGUGGAGAAAAAUCCGGAUCCCUCGCUCAACCUCGAUUACGAAUUUAAAAAGUCAAUGCCAAAGCAAAAGGCACCAACUGUUCACCAAAAAACACCUUCCACUGCAAAGAGACCAAGACGUGAUGUUGCUGUAAAACCACAAGAACAAAAAAGUGCAGCUCAGUCUGUCUGUCUUCUGCACGUCUUGCUUAACAAACAGAAUUUUGCUUUGAUGAUUGUUUUGCUGUUAGGAUCCAACAACCACACAAUUACAAUGUCCGAAUCCUGUAACUAAAAUAUUCAAUAACAGAACCAGAAACAAAAGUGAUAUGGUUCAAAAGACUUGAAAAGAAAAUAUCAAUAGACACAUCCCACUGUGAAAUCAAACAUGGAGGUUUGAUGCUCACUUUUUCAGAAAAUCCUUCUCAGUUUGCAUCGCUCAAUGACCGGAAGUCCGAAAUUUGUGAUGCAUCUAUAGUUAAGGCUGCCUUGACAACAAGUGGCCCCCGCCUUGACUAAGUCCCUCCAAACCACAGGAAUCCUCGCAAAACUACAGUCGUCUCACAGAAUCUCCGCGCACCCCUGCUCCUGACUUUUUCGGCACCAGCUUCUUGCUUAACCAAUUUUCUGUGGGAAACACUCAUUAUGUUGUGAAUACCCUGGCUGAUAUGUGCGUCUCUCUGAUAAAUGUGUAGAACUCACUUCAGUGUGGAACUGCUCACUGAAAGUGAUCAGAAAAGGCAGACUGUCAUAACAAAUGUUUGAAUCUGAUUGGUCAAAGCGUCACAGCAGCG
Molecule: messenger RNA, 6189 nt
Organism: Boleophthalmus pectinirostris (great blue-spotted mudskipper)
Lineage: Eukaryota; Metazoa; Chordata; Actinopteri; Gobiiformes; Gobiidae
Gene: gpd2
Product: glycerol-3-phosphate dehydrogenase 2 (mitochondrial)
Exons: 17
Coding region: 132-2315 (727 amino acids)
Biological process (GO): glycerol-3-phosphate metabolic process
Cellular component (GO): glycerol-3-phosphate dehydrogenase (FAD) complex; mitochondrion
Molecular function (GO): glycerol-3-phosphate dehydrogenase (quinone) activity; calcium ion binding
Source: RefSeq, a predicted model, not a curated record